AUGCAGUCAAAGGUCGUCUCGGCCCUCUUGGCGGGAGCAGCCGUUGCAUCGGCCUGCGUCAUCCCCCCAGGCACUCUGUCCAACACCAUCACCACACCCUUCCGCGUCCAGGUCCAGAAUGCAUCCUACCCGGAGAUCAACAACCAGUAUAUGAAUCUCCUCGCGGCGGGAGGUGGUGACCAGCACCUUUUCGUCGGGCCCGUCGGGGUGCCGACCUAUGACCUAACGCUGCUUAACGGCGUUAUAACUCAUGGUGACAUCCGUGCUGUUAUCGGCGGCGAGUUUUCCGACAUCGACCACACGACCAAGAUGUUCAUGACCAACCGUGGCGACCCCAGAGCAAUCUACCAGCCGACGUACGUCUGCAACCCGGUCACCGACGCGCUGCAGAUCGAGCUCACCUUCGUGACCAUGCAAAACAACCCUCCAGGGGGUUGGAACUGUGUGAGGCCGACAUUCGACAACGCCCACGAGUUCCGAUACUACCCCCCGGGAAAUACACUGAACGACCCCAACCGCUUUUGUAAAAAGGUGACGCUCGUUGCAGUCUUCACGGGCGGUGGCACGACCACGUCGUCGCCACCGGUGUCGUCGGUUUCGACACCCUCAUCGUCCUCGUCAUCCAGCAGCAGCUCCACAUCAUCGUCGGUCCCGGUUAAUAGCAACCUCCCGUACACGGACAUGACGGGACUGGGGUUCCGCUUCCUCGGGUGCUCACCAGAGGAAAGGCGCGUGGUUCCGCCCGACCAGCCAGUGCGCACGCUACCGAGCGCGUCGCUGGCAGGUGACGACAUGACCAACGAGAAGUGCAUGGCCUUUUGCGCUGGACUCGGCUACGCUUAUGCGGGCUCCGAGUACCGGCGCGAGUGUUGGUGCGGCAACUCGUACCUCCCUACGCGCCAACCGGCCACGACGCUCGCUAGCCUUGCAAACUGCAACUUCCGCUGCGCCGGCAACGCCGCUCAGUACUGCGGCGGCGACUCCUGGCUGAGCCUGUACCAGAAGUGCCCGGUUGGAGGGCCCUGCGUGAACGCCGUCUUUACUUGA
This is a messenger RNA of Lasiosphaeria miniovina, 1047 nucleotides long. RefSeq names its product WSC domain-containing protein. The record is from RefSeq and is a predicted model, not a curated record. The transcript has 4 exons. The coding region runs from base 1 to 1047 and encodes 348 amino acids. NCBI's taxonomy places the organism in Eukaryota, Fungi, Ascomycota, Sordariomycetes, Sordariales, Lasiosphaeriaceae. Gene Ontology annotation, cellular component: plasma membrane.